This is a messenger RNA of Equus quagga, 1102 nucleotides long. RefSeq names its product interferon stimulated exonuclease gene 20 (gene ISG20). Bases 446 to 961 code for a protein of 171 amino acids. Gene Ontology annotation, cellular component: nucleus. Gene Ontology annotation, molecular function: nucleic acid binding; exonuclease activity. Gene Ontology annotation, biological process: negative regulation of viral genome replication; RNA catabolic process; defense response to virus. Lineage: Eukaryota; Metazoa; Chordata; Mammalia; Perissodactyla; Equidae. The record is from RefSeq and is a predicted model, not a curated record. The transcript has 4 exons.
GAGAAAGGAAAGGAAGAUGUUGCAAUCCACUCCAUCCACGGCAGCUGCGUCAUCUGAGGAGGGGAGGCAGGGGCAAAGGCGGGACACCAAGACGUGGAGCCUGCCAGGUCUGUCAGCCCUGACUGAGGCCGCCCAGCUCUCCACCUGCCGGCAGCCCGAGGAGAUGAAGCAACCCGGCCCACGUGCCCGGCCUCCCGCCCCUGACUUUACUUGAUGACAAACUAGAAACUGAAACAGGUCGGGAUUCCCCGCUUGAAGUCGGAGAUGAGUCACUGCUGAGAGCAGCUGCAGUAGCAGAGAAGUGGCGCCAGAGAGGCAGGCGUGAGCAAGGCUCUGAGGUGGGCAGGUGAGCCGGGGACCGAGGCAGGCGUGAGCCCAGGGCACUGAGGAGGGUGUGAGCCCAGGGCUCUGAGGCAAGCAGAACGUCUGAGGGUCCCAGCGGAACAUGGCAGGUGACCGCGAGGUGGUGGCCAUGGACUGCGAGAUGGUGGGCCUGAGGCCCUUCGGGGAGAGCGGCUUGGCCCGCUGCAGCCUCGUGGACCUCCAUGGCACCGUGCUCUAUGACAAGUUCAUCCAGCCGGACGGGGAGAUCGUUGACUACAGGACGCGGGUCAGCGGGGUGACACCUCGGCACAUGGAGAAAGCCACACCAUUCACCGAGGCCAGGCAGGAGAUCCUGCAGCUCCUGAGAGGCAAGCUGGUGGUGGGUCACGACCUGAAGCACGACUUCAAGGCCCUGAAAGAGAGCAUGGACGGCUAUGCCAUCUACGACACGUCCACCGACAGGCUGCUGUGGCGCAAGGCCAAACUGCAGAACUGCAAGCGGGUCUCCCUGCGGGUGCUCAGCGAGCGGCUGCUCGGGUGGCACAUCCAGAACAGCAGGUCAGGACACAGCUCGGUGGAAGACGCCAGAGCAACCAUGGAGCUCUACAAAAUCUCCCGGCAACUUCGAGAGGACUGAGGGCUGCUUGCCAGGCGGUGUGGGACCGAAGCUCCGUUCGGUCCUUUCCCCAGGGACUGGAGGCCUGGGUCUCUUCGGGACAGGAACCCGCUUGCUUUUGGAAAAUGCAUCUUUAGCAAUAAAAUGACUAUAUUUUGUUUA